UUGGAUUAUAGGAGUUUUACUUACUGGUUUUGCAUUAAAGUUUCUGAAAAAUUGUUUUUAGAUUCGGCACGAGGUAUUUUUAUCCAAGUAGUGGAUUCCGUAUGUGCAAUGUACGUUAAGCAUGGCCUAAUUCAUCGAGACAUCAAGGACGAAAAUUUGAUUGUGAAUAUGAUGAACGGCGAAGUGAAACUCGUAGAUUUUGGAGCGACAGCUUCCGCGGAAAAAGCGAUGAAGAAGGAGUUCCAAGGUACGCGAUCAUACUGCCCACCGGAAUGGUUCCGCCAACUGCAGUACCUGCCGUUGGAGGCGACUAGUUGGUCGUUAGGUGUACUGCUAUUUAUUUUGGUUACGGGACAGCUGCCAUUCAAGAAUGAGAUCCAAAUCUGCUUAGGACGAGUGAAAUUCCCGUCGUACCUAUCUAAAGAAUGUUGCCAAUUAAUAAAAUCAUGUCUGACGACGGCUGCUGGUUCACGUGCCUCGUUGACUACGAUACGACAGCAUCCAUGGGUUAAUAAAAAGAUGCCAGUGUAUACGGAAACGUUCGAAGCCGUACUGGAUCGCACGCUGGGGCGAGCACAAGCCCAAGAACGUUCACCGCGCACGCCAGCCGAAGAGGCUCGAGGAGCAGUCGAAGAGGACCGGCAAUUGAACGAUGUAAUCCUGACGAUGGAAAAAAUAGCUGCUGUUGCUGCAGACAAGCCAUUGUCUCCUCAGUCAGACCAAUCCGAUGCCCUGAGCAACUGUACAAUGGUCACUGCUGCCAGCACCAUCCAGUCUGGUGACGAGGCGCCGACGUCUCGCUUAGCUCCUCGAACACGGCUCAACUCCCGGUACGACAACAUGUCAUCAUCGUCGUUGGCUGAUUAUCUGUCUGUGACGAGCGCUGAAGUGAACUCUCAAGAACGGGCGUCGAUGCUUUCGGAUUCUGUGUCCGUAGCAACGACGGCGACAACCAACAUGUAUUAUUCCACGUAUGAUAUCAACGAGGAGGAAGAAAUGGAUAACUCCGUCUCGUCGUCGAUUUUGAAGAUACCGGUGAAGAGCGUGUCGGCUUACAAUCUGGCUGUCCGUUCUCGGAAACGAUCACUCGUAUUCAAAUCAUUCGAUCGUGAACUGGACACAGUACACGAGCAUAUCACACCUGAACACGUGCCACAUCCGAUGACGUCAUCGACGGAUUCAGAAGACCAGACGAUGAUCGUAGAAGAGCCGGCGCCGAAGCCUGAAGUCACGAACGUCGAAAACAACAACAACAACAACAACACGCCUCUACAUUUUUCCCGACAUCGACCAUUGCAGGUCGUUUCGGAUAUGUCGUCAUUAGGAAUUUUUCAAGCCACUCCCCAACAUUCACUGACCACAGUAGUAUAG
Haemonchus placei is the source of this 1371-nucleotide messenger RNA. The record is from the annotation of a GenBank genome assembly. Lineage: Eukaryota; Metazoa; Nematoda; Chromadorea; Rhabditida; Trichostrongylidae.